UUUAUUGCAGGUGGCAAGAAUAUUCUGAGAAUAUGUCUGGCCAGAGCCCCAGCCCUGGGGCUGCCCACUCUCCAAUGGGCCCACCUCAGCAGGCACCUUCACCUAUGCCUCCUCCACCUCAAGCCACUUCUCCAGCAGGAGUUCCUUCCCAGUCUCCCAUGGGUCCUCCACAAGUCCCCUCUUCAAUGGGGCCUCCAGGAAUGGCACCCAAUCCCAGCGGGCUCCCUCCUAAUGGCCCUGGUGGUCCACCAGGGCCGCCUGGCUCUGCAGGUCCUCAUGGCGGUGGCUAUGUUGGUGGUGCUGGAGGUUGGCCAUCCCAGCAACCAUAUCCUGGUGGUCAACCGCCUUCAGGUCCCUCUAGUGGGCCUGGUGGUAUUUAUCCAGCACAGGAAAGCCUCAAUGCUCUCCAAAAAGCCAUCAACACCAUGGAGGACAAAGGCAUGCAAGGAGAUCCACGUUACAGUGAUCUCCUCUCAAUGCGUGCCAAGUAUGGAGCUGCAGGGUCAGGAUAUCCACCUUCAGGAGAUGGCAGGGGAGCACCAAUGGCUUCAGGACCUGUCACUGGAGUACAAAUGCAUCAACUAAGAGCUCAGAUAAUGGCUUACAGGUUUUUGGCUCGGUCUCAACCAGUCCCCAGCCAGGUUGCUCUAGUGGCGCAGGGGCGUCGACCUGAAAGUAAUGACGUGCCUCCUCGAGCUCCUGGCAUUCCUUCACCUGCUCCUGGCAGUGGUUCACCAAUGGGCCUGCCUACCAGCACACCUCCUGCUCCUGCAGGAGGAAGCAUGCCUCCUGGAGGACAUCCACGCCUUCCUCUUUCAGGAAUGUCUCAACAAACCCCUCCUCCAAUACAGACACAGCCUUCACAACCCGGUGCCAUGAGACCUCCAUUCAAUGGCAGUAUGCCUCCUCAGCCACCACCCACAGCAUCCCCUGUUCCUCAGACCCCACCAACAACAUCGCCCACUUCAGGGUCUCCUGUUGUGGGGCCUCCUACUCCAGCCACCACUUCUGCUCCACCUGCAAGUGGAGCUCCUGCUCCACCUUCUGCGACCUCGACCGUGGCUGUACCCACUCCAUCACCUGCUGCGCAGCGACCGCCCGGAGUUGGCCCUGGAGGCCCACCAUCCAGCAAGACCAGUAGAGUCACACCCAUUGCCAAGCCUGCAGGAAUUGAUCCUCUAUUGCUGUUGCAAGAGCGCGAGAACAGGCUUGGUGCCCGCAUCGCACAACGGAUGGAAGAUCUCAGCAACCUGCCAAACUCCCUCCCAGAGGAGCUGCAGCUGAAGGCCGAGCUUGAGCUCAGGGCUCUUAGGCUGCUCAACUUCCAGCGGCAACUACGUGCUGAGGUGGUGGCGUGUAAUCGUGCGGACACGACCCUGGAGACUGCCAUCAACAUGAAGGCCUACAAGCGCACCAAGCGUCAAGGCCUGCGUGAGGCCCGCAUUACAGAGAAGCUUGAGAAGCAACAGAAACUUGAAGCUGAAAGAAAGAAGAGACAAAAACAUCAGGAAUAUCUCAAUGCCGUCCUGCAGCACGGCAGGGAGCUCAAGGAGUUCCAUCGUCAGAACACCCAGAAGAUAGGCAAGAUAAACAAGGCGGUCGUGACGUACCACCAGAACGCCGAGCGCGAGAAGCAGAAGGAACAGGAGCGCAUUGAGAAGGAGCGUCUACGGCGUCUCAUGCUCGAGGAUGAGGAGGGAUACAGGAAGCUCAUUGAUGAGAAGAAAGACAAGCGCCUUGCUUACCUGCUCUCACAAACCGACGAGUUCAUUGCAAGCCUCACUGAGAUGGUUAAGCAACACAAAGACGAGCAGAAGCGACAGAACAGAGAGUUUCUCAGGAAAGUGCGCGAAGAGCGUCGGCGCGCUCGAGAGGCCGCUGAGAGUGCGGGCGGCGAGGGCGGACAGGUACCCUUCGUGUGCAUCAUGGAGAGCUCGACGGGCCGCAUCCUGAUGGGGGCCGAGGCACCAGCCCCCCAGCACCUCGAACAGUUCCUCCUGGAGAACCCUGGCUGGGAGGUCCUACCUGAUGAUGAAGAUGACCAGAGUGAUGAAGAGAAAGAAACUGAAGAAGGCACCGAGAAAGAGGGUGAGGAGGGAGCAGCUGCUGCAUCUGCAGUCAAGAAGCUUAAACCCAAGGUUGAAGAUGACGAGUAUCGCAACGCGGGAGGCGAAGCGAACUACUACAGCAUCGCUCACACCAUCAAGGAGGAGAUAAAGGAACAACCCACCAUGCUUGUCAAUGGCAGCCUUAAGGAGUACCAAAUCAAGGGUCUUGAAUGGCUGGUGUCUCUGUACAACAAUAACCUCAAUGGCAUUCUGGCGGACGAGAUGGGUCUUGGCAAGACUAUCCAGACGAUCGCUCUGCUUACUUACCUCAUCGAGACCAAGAAAAAUAAUGGACCAUAUCUGAUUAUUGUACCUCUCUCAACCAUGUCCAAUUGGGCUCUCGAGUUCAACAAAUGGGCACCUUCAGUAAACGUGGUACCUUACAAAGGUUCCCCGUCAGUGCGACGCGUCGUACAGAGUCAGAUGAAGUCCACAAAGCUGAACGUUUUGCUCACCACCUACGAGUACGUCAUCAAAGACAAGGCUGUGUUAGCCAAGUUCCGCUGGAAGUACAUGAUCAUCGACGAGGGACACAGGAUGAAGAACCAUCACUGCAAGCUGACCCAGACCCUCAACACUUACUAUAACGCGCCUCAUCGCCUCCUAUUAACGGGUACUCCUCUUCAAAACAAGCUUCCUGAACUUUGGGCUUUGCUCAAUUUCCUCCUGCCAUCUAUUUUCAAAUCAUGCUCUACUUUCGAGCAGUGGUUUAAUGCUCCUUUUGCCACCACUGGUGAAAAGGUCGAGCUGAACGAAGAAGAAACCAUUUUGAUUAUCCGUCGUCUACAUAAAGUGCUACGUCCUUUCCUUUUGCGCCGCCUGAAGAAGGAAGUAGAGUCUCAGUUGCCUGACAAAGUGGAGUACAUCGUCAAGUGCGAGCUUUCUGGCCUGCAGCAAGUGCUCUACCGUUCCAUGCAGAGCAAGGGAGUCAUGCUGUGCCAGGAUUCUAAGAAGGGCAGCAAGAGCAACACUAAGGCUCUCAUGAACACUAUCAUGCAACUAAGGAAACUCUGCAACCAUCCGUUUAUGUUCCGGCACAUUGAAGAAUCUUUCAGUCAACACAAAGGUUUUGUGGGUGGCAUCGUCCAAGGCCAAGACUUGUACCGAGCCUCUGGAAAGUUUGAGCUCAUGGACCGCAUUUUGCCCAAGAUGAAGGCCACCAAGCAUAGAAUUCUUCUCUUCUGCCAAAUGACACAACUCAUGACCAUCAUGGAAGAUUACCUCAACUUCCGUGGCUACAAGUACCUACGUCUUGAUGGCAUGACGAAAGCUGACGACCGCGGGGAGUUGCUGCAGCUUUUCAAUGAUAAGAACUCAGAUUAUUUCCUGUUCUUGCUGUCGACGCGCGCCGGCGGACUUGGUCUGAACUUACAGUCUGCCGAUACCGUCAUAAUCUUCGAUUCUGACUGGAAUCCUCAUCAGGAUCUGCAGGCUCAAGACAGAGCCCACAGAAUUGGGCAGAAAAACGAGGUACGUGUACUGCGUCUGAUGUCCGUGAACACCGUCGAGGAGCGUAUUCUGGCAGCUGCUCGCUACAAGCUCAACAUGGACGAGAAAGUCAUCCAAGCUGGCAUGUUCGAUCAAAAGAGUACAGGGUCUGACCGUCGUCAGUUCUUGCAGGCUAUCCUGUCUAAUGAUGAGGAGGACGAGGAAGAGAACGAAGUUCCAGACGAUGAGACCGUGAAUCAAAUGUUGGCGAGAAAUGAAGAAGAGUUCGAGCAGUUCCAAGAAAUGGAUGCUCAACGACGUGCACAGGAAACGGAGCCACGCCUCAUGAGUGAGACUGAAUUACCUGAAUGGAUGUUAAAAGAAGAAGAGACGGACGAAGAUGAGGAGGAGGGAGCCGAAGAGGAGCUGGGCGACCGAAGAGCCCGAAGCAAGAAAGAAGUUGACUACACUGAAAGUCUCACGGAAAAAGAGUGGCUGCGCGCAAUUGGCGCUAACAUGGAAGAGGACGACGAAGAAGAUAUGAGUAACCAUGGCAGAUCUGGUGGUGGUGGUAGUGAUGGUGGAAUCGGCGGUGUCGGAGCUGGAAGUGGCAGUGGAGGCAGCAGGAGCAAUCGUGGCUCAUCAUCAUCAAGUAAAAGUCGUCGCCGCAAGCGCGAAGAUAAUGACGACGACGAGCCUUCAAAACCCAAGAAAAGAGGCCGGCCUGCUAGGGAGAAACCUAACCCUAAAAAUUUACACCUCGUCAAGUAUCUCAAGAAAGUCAUGGACAUCGUUAUUAAGUACGCAAAUGCCGAUGGUCGGGUUCUGAGUGACCCGUUCGUGAAGCUGCCAUCGCGCCGAACCCUCGCAGAUUACUACGAAGUGAUCAAGCGUCCUAUGGAUAUACAAAAAAUCCUCACCCGGAUUGACGACGCCAGGUACGAGAGUAUGCGAGACUUGGAGGACGAUUUCAUGCUUUUAUGCCGCAAUGCCCAGGAGUACAAUGAAGAAAACUCCAUCAUUUAUGAUGACUCCGUUGUGUUGCAAAGCGUCUUCACCAACGCCAGGCAAAAAAUUGAGCAAGAAAUGGAAGCUGCCCCUCCGCCCUCUGAAGAAUCGCUACCUGGCGACGGGGCUGCUGAUGAGCCAGACUCAUCGGACGAGCGCGUCUCCUCGAAGAAGCGUCGUGGCGCCAAGUCUUCAGGUGGUCGAGGCGGCCGUAGACGCAGAAUUAAAUAUGCUGACGACAGCGACGAAAAUGACAGCGAUGCUGAAGACGAUGAUCAUCGUGUCGAGUGAACGACGCGUAUGGGAGAAUCUCUUGGUAACGACUCCAGGUCAUCAUUCGCUAUUGGAGAUCACCGUUUGAUGGUUUUCGCCUUUUUGAUGUUCUCGGGACCUCAUUUCAUUUGAAAUUUUUAGUUGAGUUUGAUCCGUGGAUAUGAUCAGCUAGAAGAACUUGUUACUUUGUCAUCGUUACGAUGAGAGGGUCUAAUUUAAAUUCAAUUUUUCGGCAGGCAUUCGAAGUGUGUUGCUGAUAAGUUGCUUAUAAAAUAAUGGUCUCGAUGCAUGGAAAGAGCUCUGACUAAAUUUACUAAUGAUUAAGUCGGUGAGAUUAGUUCGUUUUUAUGGAUAAUCUACAUUCAAUCAUCGAAUUUCCGUCAUUUAUUCGCGUUGUAAAGUUUGUUUAUGUAAACAAUCGUCAAUUUAAUGAAGUACCUGACAAUUCGGAUCGCUUUUGUUUAUUUUUCGUCAGAUCAGAAACGGUAAAUGCUUUUAUUUAUAUACAAUAGGCAUCUCGUGACUACUGAUGUGAAAGUUUAACCACGUUCUUGGGGCUUAAACCCGUUGUUCCUGCUGGUAGCGUGUGAGAUUAUCCUAUAUUUGGUGUCAUGCAUCGAAGUAGGCCGGUUGUCUCAUAGAUCUAUCAUUUAAUUAUUGUUGUGAUGAACACCAAUCCAUUACAACUAGGUACUAGAAUUUCCUCUCUCCAUAUUAAUACGAGUAAACAUCUGGCAACCGACUCCGAUGCAAGAAGUAAGGAAUAUAACUGACUUCUCAAUUCUUCUACCCAUUGUUUGGUUUCCCCGUCGCAGUAGCUCCAUCAUUUGAGUACCUCGAAAAAAACGUGUUGCUUCAGAUUCUACAUUCGGCUCCGAUAAUAAAAUCUAAGUUUACACAAUGUAUAUAUUUUACACUGCAUGAUACGUGCUAACUAUAGCAACUUUAAAUCUACUUUAUGGUAAGAAAUAGUAAGUCACAGGCUGGUAGUUCUUGAGUUUGGUAUGCUAGGAGCCACCUUCCGUUCGGUGGCAGUGGCAGUGGCACCAAUUAGAGCGUAAGAAGUGCUGUGUAGAUUCUUCGCAUAGAUUGACUUGUGUCGCACUGCUAAGCUUUCUGAGUGAGACAAGAGCUGCACCGUUCGUUGUAAGUUUGUUCGUUCACAUUUGUUUCUUCAUUAAAGUUCAUCGCCCUUGUGCUUCAAAGCUCUUGUAUAAAUUACGUACGGUCCAUCAGUUUCAUAUUCGGUUGUCCCUACGUAGAUAGGUAAAAAUUUAUAAAUUAAUUGUGGUGUCCUUCCCGUGGUGUUUCUGGGUCUGGUACUUAUAAAAAUAUCAAUCUCGCUUAAUUUUGAUUGCGUAUAAGAAUUGUAAAUAUAUUUCUCAGCCUA
Messenger RNA from Hyalella azteca, 6207 nucleotides. It is a transcript of the gene brm, whose product is annotated as ATP-dependent helicase brm. Bases 33 to 4835 code for a protein of 1600 amino acids. Gene Ontology annotation, cellular component: nucleus. The transcript is spliced from 13 exons. Gene Ontology annotation, biological process: positive regulation of transcription by RNA polymerase II. NCBI's taxonomy places the organism in Eukaryota, Metazoa, Arthropoda, Malacostraca, Amphipoda, Hyalellidae. The record is from RefSeq and is a predicted model, not a curated record. Gene Ontology annotation, molecular function: transcription factor binding; DNA binding; ATP binding.